This is a messenger RNA of Melanaphis sacchari, 1923 nucleotides long. RefSeq names its product U3 small nucleolar RNA-associated protein 6 homolog. Gene Ontology annotation, biological process: maturation of SSU-rRNA from tricistronic rRNA transcript (SSU-rRNA, 5.8S rRNA, LSU-rRNA). Gene Ontology annotation, molecular function: protein binding; snoRNA binding. The record is from RefSeq and is a predicted model, not a curated record. NCBI's taxonomy places the organism in Eukaryota, Metazoa, Arthropoda, Insecta, Hemiptera, Aphididae. Bases 173 to 1882 code for a protein of 569 amino acids. The transcript is spliced from 9 exons. Gene Ontology annotation, cellular component: small-subunit processome; Pwp2p-containing subcomplex of 90S preribosome.
UAUAGUAUAUAGUUAGUGUUGAUCACUGAUUUAAUUUUUCAUUAUAAUUAUUUUGAAAUUUUAGAUUUAUACCUUACUUAAAUAUGAUUGAUUCAUUCUAAAACUGUAAAUUGUAUUUAAUUAUAUUACUUUGAGUUAAUAUAGUUUUUGUACUCAGAAUUAUUAUCUCAAGAUGGCAGAAUUUGUACAGCGACGCAAAGAAGAAUUGAUUACUGAAGUUCCAGUACUUAAUAGUCACUUUAAAAAAUCUGUUGUAAAAAAUAUAUUGAAUCAACGAGAAAAAUUUGAGUACAGAUUGAUGCGUCGAAACAAACAAAAGUCAGAUUUUACUCUUUAUAUAACAUUUUUGAAAUCAGUUAUUAAGAAAGUUAAAAAAAUGGGUUCAACAACUACUGAAACAUUUAAACUGAUUAAUCAGCACAAUAACCGUAUCAUUGACCUUUAUCGUGCGUCUCUUAAAUAUUUCAAAGAUGAUGUAUCCCUCUGGAAAGAAUAUAUAAAAUUCUUGAUGAAAUGUAAACGAUUUACAUUGUUACGGACAGUUUUAAACAGUGCCUUGUUAUUACAUGGUCACAUUUCAGAUUCACUGUAUGUUUUUGCAAUAAGACAAGAAUUUGAAGAUUUAAAAAAUAUCCAAAAAGCAAGAGAAAUGUAUACUGAUGGAUUAAAUGCACAUAAGAAUUCAUCAAAAUUAUACUUUGAAGCUUUUAAAUGUGAACUAGCCUAUUCAGAAACCCUUACUCAAAAGGUGUUGAAAUCAGGAAAAGAGUUAAACCUAGAGGAUCCUGCAUUAAAUGGAUCUGUAGCCAAAGUAAUUUUUGAAUCAGCUGUAGAAAAUGUGAAAAACGAUACUGACCUUUACUUUAAAAUGUAUGAAGAGGCUGCUCAAUACAAUUUUUCACUAGAUUUAUCAAAAGAAAUCAAAAAUUUCAUGUUGAAUACAUUUAGUAAGGAUCCAAAUUAUUGGGAUACUUUAGCUACAAAUGAACUAUUAAAAAAUACUAACAAUUCAGAAAAAUUUAAAAUUACAAAAUGCCUUGAUAGAUAUAAUGCUGCAUUAUCAAUAAUUGAUACAGACGAGAUGUGGGACAAGUAUUUGACCACUAUAUUAAAAAUAACAUCUGAUACCCAAAAUACAGAAAUUUAUAAAAGAAAUUUACUUAGACAAUCUAUGUAUAAUGCUCACAAGAAAAAUAAAUUGAAACCAAAACAUUAUAUUGAAUGGAUAAAUAAGUCAAAAAGUUCUAUGACAAAAGAAAUUUUAGAUUGGGCCAUCGAAGCAUAUCCAAAUGACACAAGUAUCUUAGAAAUUAAUAUAAAAAAUAAAUUAACCGAUACAGAUGAACUAAUUGCUUACAAAUUACUUGAACAUAACGUUGAUAAAAUUUCUCCAAAUUUAUGGCUUACUAUUGUUGAACAUUUUUCAAAUAAACCACUGAUAAGUGAUAUUUUCUGUAUGAUAUUUGGAGAUAAAUCUGUUUGUUCCGAUGAAGUUAAAGGAAAACUUGGACAUGAGUAUUUGUUAUGGUUAAGCAAAAACAAGUCAUUAGAUAAUGCUCGAAAUACAUAUAAUAAAUUGAUCAUGAGCAACAGUUGUGAUGCAAGUCUUUGCAAGACUAUGGUUACUCUAGAAACCGAACAACAGAAAGUAGACAUCAACAAAACCAGGCAGCAUUUUACAUUAGCAUGCAUGCAGUUUGGUAAAACUAAUAUUGAUUUGUGGAUGGAAAGAAUUUACUUUGAGCUAAAAUAUGGGUCACCAAAACUUGUUUCCAGUACAUAUCAUCAAGCGGUAACAACUUUGAAUAAUGAGGAGUCUGAUCAAUUUGUUGAACAAUAUGCAUCAAAUGCUUCUAAAUUUAUGACAAUUUGUAAAAUAUGAUAAAUAAUAUUUGCAUUAAUAAAAAAUGUUAUACGGUAUAA